Messenger RNA from Xiphophorus couchianus (Monterrey platyfish), 847 nucleotides. RefSeq names its product churchill domain containing 1 (gene churc1). Gene Ontology annotation, molecular function: zinc ion binding. Bases 170 to 508 code for a protein of 112 amino acids. The transcript has 4 exons. Lineage: Eukaryota; Metazoa; Chordata; Actinopteri; Cyprinodontiformes; Poeciliidae. The record is from RefSeq and is a predicted model, not a curated record. Gene Ontology annotation, biological process: positive regulation of DNA-templated transcription; fibroblast growth factor receptor signaling pathway; multicellular organism development.
GUGAUCAGCACCGUGUUCUCACAUUGGAUGCUGUAUAGAUCUGAUCAAUGUCCUCCUGCGAAAGAGUGGAUACUCAUGAAAAUAUUCAGCUAAAUGUUAGCUAUCCGGGGCUUACUGUUGUAACACUCUUUUUUUUGUUUUGUCUUAUUUCAUGAAAGUUUAGGUCAACAUGUGCGGUGGUUGUGUGCAUAAAGAAUACCCGGACCGGGGUAACACUUGUCUGGAGAACGGCUCCUACUUGAUGAACUAUCUGGGCUGUGCGAAGUGCCAUCAGAGAGACUUUGUCCUGAUCAGCAACAAGGCCACCGAGGAUGAUGAUGGGGAGGAAAUUGUCACAUAUGACCAUGUCUGCAAAAACUGUGACCACGUCAUCGCCAGACACGAGUACACGUUCUCUGUUGUAGACGAGUAUCAGGAGUACACGAUGCUCUGCAUGCUGUGUGGAAAGGCUGAGGACUCCAUCAGCGUGUUACCAGAUGACCCCAGGCAGUCUGCACCUCUCUUCUAAAUAUGAAAAACAGAAAACUGCGAUUUUCAGCUUCUGCAACAUGGAUGACACUGGCUGCCCUUUAAAAGGUUCCAAUCGCCAAUCAUCACCCAUCGAAAGUGAAUACCAGGCUUUGCUGCUUGCUUUAAAAUAGUUUUGAAAUGCUCUUUGUGAUAUUGGCAGUUGAGCAAAAUUUUAUUGUAGAAAAAAAAUCCUCUUUAUUUUAAUUGAUAAUUGACUGUAUAUAAAGAUUUUUGUACUGCUGCAUUGGGUUGAAAUCAUUUCAAAAGAUGUGCUGCUUCCCCUUUCUCACUUGGUUGGUUUGGAUAUACUGAAUUAAAUUAAAUCAUUUAAUGAAAA